AUGGCUUUAUGGUCAAAAAUCUCUUCAUUUUCUUCCACAACAUCUUCAGACCACCAUCAUCAUAAUCAAAACAAUACAUCUUCUUCUUCUUCUUCUUCUUCUUCAAGUAGCAGUUCAUCAUCAUCAUGUUGUGGGUUAUCAAGAUUGAUGAGGAAACUGAAGAAACAAAAGAGAAUGCUGUGUCCUUCUACAAGUAGGCAAUCAUCUUUCCAGUGUAGGUAUGAUCCAAUGAGCUAUUCGUUGAACUUUGACACCAGUGGGGCAUCAGGAAGCAGCAUUUUGGAUGAUGAUUAUUACAAGUUCUGUGCUUUUUCUUCCAGGGACACCCAUGAUGUAUGUGAGCUGAUUGGAAACAGAGGUCAGAGAGGCCUUAAUUAUGAAUGUUACAAUUGCGGAAGGGUCCAAGUGACACUGGUUACAGUUGGAAACUCUUCAAGCACCCGAUGGACGUGCGGAAAGAGGCGUUGUAGGCGUGGAGUCGUCCCCCACUAGACUAGGCUAGUAGUAGGUCCCCCUCCCCCAGACUCAAACAUGUAAUACCCUCCCACUAGACUAGGCUAGUAGUAGGUCCCCCUCCCCCAGACUCAAACAUGUAAUACGAAAGGUGCUUGUAAGAAUUGUAUUAAAAAAAAAGGACUUGUUGUGAAAUUGAGUUGACUUGAAGUCAAAUUAAAGAUGACCAUAUGAAGGGGGACCCCCUCCUCCAGACUCAAACAUGUAAUACCCUAGGUGCUUGUUUAAAAAUUGUAUAAAAAAAAAGGACAUGUUGUAAAAUUGAGUUGACUUGAAGUCAAAUUAAAGAUGACCAUUUGAAAGGGG
This is a messenger RNA of Oldenlandia corymbosa var. corymbosa, 819 nucleotides long. NCBI's taxonomy places the organism in Eukaryota, Viridiplantae, Streptophyta, Magnoliopsida, Gentianales, Rubiaceae. The record is from the annotation of a GenBank genome assembly.